AUGGCCUCUGCAGACUCUGAGAUGGCUGUUUUUGGAGAGGCAGCUCCCUAUCUCCGAAAGUCAGAAAAGGAAAGAAUUGCAGCCCAGAACAAGCCUUUCGAUGCAAAGUCAUCUGUCUUUGUGGCUCAUCCUAAAGAAUCCUUUGUGAAAGGGACAAUCCAGAGCAAGGAAUCAGGGAAGGUCACUGUCAAGACUGAAGCUGGAGAGACCCUGACCGUGAAGGAAGACCAGAUCUUCUCCAUGAACCCUCCCAAGUACGAUAAAAUCGAGGACAUGGCCAUGAUGACCCACCUCCACGAACCCGCUGUGCUGUACAACCUCAAAGAGCGUUAUGCAGCCUGGAUGAUCUAUACCUACUCGGGUCUCUUCUGCGUCACUGUCAACCCCUACAAGUGGCUGCCGGUGUACAACCCGGAGGUGGUGUUGGCCUACCGAGGCAAGAAGCGCCAGGAGGCCCCUCCACACAUCUUCUCCAUCUCUGACAACGCCUAUCAGUUCAUGCUGACUGAUCGCGAGAACCAGUCGAUCCUGAUCACUGGAGAAUCCGGUGCAGGGAAGACUGUGAACACAAAGCGUGUCAUCCAGUACUUUGCAACAAUUGCAGCCAGUGGGGAGAAGAAGAAGGAGGAACAGUCUGGCAAAAUGCAGGGAACGCUUGAGGAUCAAAUCAUCAGCGCCAACCCACUGCUGGAGGCCUUUGGAAACGCCAAGACCGUGAGGAACGACAACUCCUCACGCUUUGGCAAAUUCAUCAGAAUCCACUUUGGAGCCACAGGCAAACUGGCUUCUGCUGACAUUGAAACUUAUCUGCUGGAGAAGUCCAGAGUCACUUUCCAGCUCAAGGCAGAAAGAAGCUACCACAUAUUUUAUCAGGUCACCUCCAACAAGAAGCCAGAACUAAUUGAAAUGCUCCUCAUCACCACCAAUCCAUAUGACUACCCUUUUGUGAGUCAAGGCGAGAUCACUGUUCCCAGCAUUGAUGACAAGGAGGAGCUGAUGGCAACAGAUAGUGCCAUUGACAUCCUGGGCUUCACUGCUGAUGAGAAGACAGCCAUCUACAAGCUGACAGGGGCUGUCAUGCACUAUGGGAACUUGAAGUUCAAGCAGAAACCAAGAGAGGAGCAGGCAGAGCCGGAUGGCACAGAAGUUGCUGACAAGGCUGCCUACCUUAUGGGUCUGAACUCAGCUGACAUGCUCAAGGCACUGUGCUACCCCCGAGUCAAGGUUGGAAAUGAGUAUGUGACCAAGGGUCAAACUGCACAGCAGGUGCACAAUGCUGUAGGUGCUCUGGCAAAGGCUGUCUAUGAGAGGAUGUUCUUGUGGAUGGUUGUUCGCAUCAACCAACAGCUGGAUACCAAGCAGCCCAGACAGUACUUCAUUGGUGUCUUGGACAUUGCUGGCUUCGAGAUCUUUGAUUUUAACAGCUUUGAGCAGCUGUGCAUCAACUUCACCAAUGAGAAACUGCAACAGUUCUUCAACCACCACAUGUUCGUGCUAGAGCAGGAGGAAUACAAGAAGGAAGGAAUUGAAUGGACAUUCAUUGACUUUGGGAUGGACCUGGCUGCCUGCAUUGAGCUCAUUGAGAAGCCCAUGGGUAUCUUCUCCAUCCUGGAAGAGGAGUGCAUGUUCCCCAAGGCAACUGACACCUCUUUCAAGAACAAGCUCUAUGACCAGCAUCUGGGCAAGUCCAGUAACUUUCAGAAGCCCAAGCCUACGAAAGGGAAAGUUGAGGCCCACUUCUCCCUGAUACACUAUGCUGGUACAGUGGACUACAACAUCACUGGCUGGCUUGAGAAGAACAAAGACCCCCUGAAUGAAACUGUCAUCGGGUUGUACCAGAAAUCAUCACUGAAAACAUUGGCCUUACUCUUUGCCAACUAUGGUGGAGCAGAAGCAGAGGCUAGUGCUGGCAAGAAAGGUGGCAAGAAGAAGGGUUCUUCCUUCCAGACUGUCUCAGCUCUUUUCCGGGAGAAUUUAAACAAGCUGAUGACCAAUUUGCGAAGCACUCACCCCCAUUUUGUACGUUGCAUCAUCCCAAAUGAAACAAAAACACCUGGUGCCAUGGAGCAUGAACUGGUGCUUCACCAGCUGCGAUGUAACGGCGUGCUGGAAGGGAUCAGAAUUUGCAGGAAAGGAUUUCCCAACAGAGUCCUGUAUGCAGAUUUUAAACAGAGAUACAAAGUAUUAAAUGCAAGCGCUAUCCCAGAGGGACAAUUCAUUGACAGCAAGAAGGCUUGUGAGAAACUUCUUGGAUCAAUAGAUAUAGACCACACUCAGUACAAAUUUGGUCACACCAAGGUGUUCUUCAAAGCCGGGCUGAUAGGCCUCUUGGAAGAGAUGAGGGAUGAGAAGCUGGCACAGCUGAUCACACGCACACAGGCCAGGUGCAGGGGCUUCCUGAUGAGAGUGGAGUACCAGAGAAUGGUGGAGAGGAGAGAAUCCAUUUUCUGCAUCCAGUACAACAUUCGUGCAUUCAUGAAUGUCAAGCACUGGCCCUGGAUGAAGCUGUUCUUCAAGAUUAAGCCCUUGCUGAAGAGUGCAGAAUCUGAGAAGGAGAUGGCCAACAUGAAACAAGAGUUUGAGAAAAUCAAGGAAGAGCUUGCAAAAUCUGAGGCAAAGAGGAAGGAGCUGGAGGAGAAAAUGGUGAAAUUGGUGCAGGAGAAAAACGACCUGCAGCUCCAAGUGCAGGCUGAAGCUGAUGCUUUGGCUGAUGCUGAGGAAAGAUGUGACCAGCUCAUCAAAACCAAAAUCCAGCUGGAAGCUAAAGUUAAAGAGGUGACUGAAAGGGCUGAGGAUGAGGAGGAAAUUAAUGCCGAGCUGACAGCCAAGAAGAGAAAACUGGAGGAUGAAUGUUCAGAGCUGAAGAAAGAUAUUGACGACCUCGAGUUAACAUUGGCCAAAGUGGAGAAGGAAAAGCAUGCCACUGAAAACAAGGUGAAAAACCUCACAGAGGAGAUGGCAGCCCUGGAUGAGACAAUUGUGAAGCUGACAAAAGAGAAGAAAGCCCUCCAGGAGGCCCAUCAGCAGACCCUGGAUGACCUGCAGGCAGAAGAGGACAAAGUCAAUACGCUGACCAAAGCCAAGACCAAGCUGGAGCAGCAAGUGGACGAUCUGGAAGGGUCCCUGGAGCAAGAGAAGAAGCUGCGCAUGGACCUUGAGCGAGCUAAGAGGAAACUCGAAGGAGACCUGAAGCUGGCAAAUGAUAGUAUAAUGGAUUUGGAAAACGAUAAGCAGCAGCUGGAUGAGAAACUGAAGAAGAAAGACUUUGAAAUCAGCCAGAUCCAGAGCAAAAUCGAGGAUGAGCAACUUCUGGGCAUGCAAUUACAGAAGAAGAUCAAGGAGCUGCAGGCUCGUAUUGAGGAGCUGGAGGAGGAAAUUGAGGCAGAGCGAACCUCUCGGGCAAAAGCAGAGAAGCAUCGGGCCGACCUCUCGAGGGAGCUAGAGGAGAUCAGCGAGCGCCUGGAGGAAGCCGGCGGGGCUACCGCGGCUCAGAUUGAGAUGAACAAGAAGCGUGAGGCAGAAUUUCAGAAGAUGCGCCGUGACCUUGAAGAGGCCACGCUGCAGCACGAAGCCACGGCUGCCACCCUGCGGAAGAAGCAUGCGGACAGCACAGCUGAGCUUGGGGAGCAGAUCGACAACCUGCAGCGAGUGAAGCAGAAGCUGGAGAAGGAGAAGAGUGAGCUGAAGAUGGAGAUUGACGACUUGGCCAGUAACAUGGAGUCUGUCUCCAAAGCCAAGGCAAACCUGGAGAAGAUGUGCCGCACACUGGAAGACCAACUAAGUGAAUUUAAAACAAAGGAGGAGCAGAAUCAGCGCAUGAUCAGUGAUCUCAAUGCUCAAAGAGCUCGUCUGCAGACAGAAUCUGGUGAAUAUGCACGCCAGGUGGAGGAAAAAGAUGCUUUAAUUUCUCAGCUUUCUAGAGGGAAACAAGCUUUCACCCAGCAGAUUGAAGAAUUGAAGCGGCAGCUAGAGGAAGAGAUAAAGGCCAAGAAUGCCCUGGCCCAUGGCUUGCAAUCGCCUCGCCAUGACUGUGACUUGCUCCGGGAACAAUACGAGGAGGAGCAGGAAGCCAAGAGUGAGCUGCAGCGUGCCCUGUCCAAGGCCAACAGCGAAGUGGCUCAGUGGAGAACCAAAUACGAGACGGACGCUAUUCAGCGCACGGAGGAGCUGGAGGAGGCCAAGUAUGAAGAAGUGAAGCUGGCACAGCGGCUGCAGGAUGCAGAGGAACACGUCGAAGCCGUCAAUGCCAAAUGCGCUUCCCUGGAAAAGACAAAGCAGAGGCUGCAGAAUGAGGUGGAGGACCUGAUGAUUGACGUGGAGCGAUCGAAUGCUGCCUGCGCAGCUCUGGAUAAGAAGCAGAAGAACUUUGACAAGAUCCUGGCAGAGUGGAAGCAGAAGUACGAGGAAACGCAGGCUGAGCUGGAAGCCUCCCAGAAGGAGUCUCGCUCUCUCAGCACGGAGCUGUUUAAGAUGAAGAACGCCUAUGAGGAGUCCCUGGACCACCUGGAAACGCUGAAGCGUGAGAACAAGAACCUGCAGC
Phaethon lepturus (White-tailed tropicbird) is the source of this 4540-nucleotide messenger RNA. RefSeq names its product myosin heavy chain, skeletal muscle, adult. Gene Ontology annotation, molecular function: cytoskeletal motor activity; actin filament binding; ATP binding. Gene Ontology annotation, cellular component: myosin complex. The annotation marks the transcript as partial. The transcript is spliced from 31 exons. Lineage: Eukaryota; Metazoa; Chordata; Aves; Phaethontiformes; Phaethontidae. The record is from RefSeq and is a predicted model, not a curated record.